Messenger RNA from Cylicocyclus nassatus, 364 nucleotides. Lineage: Eukaryota; Metazoa; Nematoda; Chromadorea; Rhabditida; Strongylidae. The record is from the annotation of a GenBank genome assembly.
GGAGUGUAUCACUUUGCUCUUCACUUUGUUGUCAUAGAACAUGUACAUCGUUCUAGUUCUGCUCUCGUUGGUCUACGUAGUCGUGCCACAACACCAUGCUGCUGCGCAGUUUGCGCUGCGUGAUAUCAAUUCCCUAACCGAAUGCGUGGUGGGGUACUCGGCCCGGAGAUUGUACGGUUAUGGAUGCUGGUGCCGCACAGAUGGUUUGGGUACACCAAUCGAUGCCGUUGACAGCUGCUGCUUUAAUCUUGAUCAAUGCUACGGUAGGGCUGUGAGUAGCGGUAUAUGCAACCCAGGGGAGAGGUAUUCCCGUUCGUACAAGUGGAAUUGUGUCAACAAGCAGGCCGUAUGUAGCCGUGAGUAG